Messenger RNA from Juglans regia (Persian walnut), 2740 nucleotides. RefSeq lists its product as uncharacterized. The record is from RefSeq and is a predicted model, not a curated record. Bases 173 to 2740 code for a protein of 855 amino acids. The transcript has 5 exons. NCBI's taxonomy places the organism in Eukaryota, Viridiplantae, Streptophyta, Magnoliopsida, Fagales, Juglandaceae.
CUGGUGUUUAGCAAAGCAUUCUCAUAUUGUUGAGAAGACGUUUGUAGCGUUGUGAACCUUUUCACAACUUGGAUGGAGAAACCACCCAAAUUUUGGGUGGAGGAAUGACCAGCAAGUAGCUCCAGCAGCCUUGGCUCCAGGACCCUCUCAACUCGCAAUUCAAGCACCUCCAAUGCAAAAGAAGGGACUUGAGGAGACAAUGCAUCAAUUGUCAAACACCUUGCAGCAGUUUAUGCAAGGUCAAGCAACAAUCAACAAUCAAAACUCUCAAGCGAUAAAUGACAUUCGGAGCACACUUACAAAAAUGACUACGGCAUGGAGCUCUCAAGAGAAAGGAAAACUUCCUGCACAACAUCAACCCAAUCCACAAAGUCAGCCACCACAAGGAGCGGUUGAGAGUUCAAAUGUGAGGCAAGUGAAGGCUGUCACUACUUUGAGAAAUGGUAGGGUGGUGAACAUUCCAGCUCAAGGUUCAGACAAGGCUGGUAAGGUCUCUAAACCUGUACAAAAUGACGCUGAAAAUGGUGAGUUUGAACAAAAUGAAACUGAAACUGAAAAUAUUUCAUGUCCUGUACCUGCUCCUUUUCCUCAAAGAUUGGUUCCUCUGCACAAAGACAAACACCAAUCUGAAAUUUUAGAAAUAUUCAAACAUGUUAGGAUUAAUAUCCCUUUGUUAGAUGCUAUUCAACAAAUUCCUGCAUAUGCUAAGUUUCUAAAUGAUUUGUGUAUGGUUAAAAGAAAGUUAAAUGUGCAAAAGAAAGCUUUUCUUACUAAGCAGGUCAGUGCCAUAAUUCAGAGCAAUACCCCACCAAAAUAUAAAGACCCCGGUUCACCAACAAUUGCUUGUGUUAUAGGAAGUUCAAAAAUUGGUCAAGCAUUGUUAGAUCUAGGCUCAAGUGUGAAUUUAGUUCCUUAUAAUGUUUAUGAGCAACUUGGUUUGGGGGAAUUAAAACCAACUCCUAUCAUUUUACAACUAGCGGAUAGGUCUAUUAAAAUGCCAAGAGGAGUUGUUGAGGAUGUCUUGGUUCAAGUGGAUAAAUUCUUUUAUCCCGUUGAUUUUGUUGUGUUGGAUGUUCACUUGACACCAAAAUCUUCUUUUCAAGCACUUGUGAUUCUUGGGAGACCUUUUCUUGCUACUUCAAAUGCAUUAAUAAAUUGUAGGAGUGGUGUUUUAAAGCUGAGUUUUGGGAACAUGACCCUUGAACUAAAUAUUUUCAAUAUUUGUAGGCAACCUCAAGACUUGGAAGAUGUACAAGAAGUGAAUCUGUUGGAAAGCAUCCUUGAGGAGGAGACUUAUUUGGCAUACCAGCCCACUAACCUGCUGUUUGAGUUAGAAAAUUUUUGUGAACUCCUCACUGAUGACGCCCCCAUUGAUGUUUCUCAUGUUUUUAAUGCAGAAAAUAAAUUGGAGACUAAAUGGAGGCCAAAGAUUGAGCAACUCCCACCAUUGACAGCAAGUUUGAAGCCUUCAGCAAAUGAAAUCCCAACCUUAGAGCUGAAGCCAUUGCCAAAUGACUUAAAAUAUGCAUUUCUGGGACCGGACAACACCUUCCCAGUGGUGAUUUCAGCCCAACUCUCUCAUGAUCAAGAAGGAAAAUCGAUGGAAGUCUUAAAGCAACACAAAGGUGCCAUUGGGUGGACAAUCGCAGAUAUAAAAGCGUUAAAGUACUUAUUGUCGAAGAAUGAUGCUAAACCACGUUUAAUCCGAUGGAUUCUUCUUCUCCAAGAAUUCGAUCUUAUCAUCAAAGACAAGAAGGGUGCUGAAAACGUAGUUGCCGACCACUUGUCUCGGCUUACAUUUGCUGGACAGACUCCACCCCAUUGGAGUGCUCAAGACAUACGGAAAUUCAACCAUGAGGACAUUAUGGGAAAAAUAUUAAUUUAUAUGGGUAUUUUUGGAAAUACCCAACUGGCACAACAACAUGAGAUGGCACUCAAGCACACGGAAAAGGACUGCAAGGCAGAGAGUGAAGCAAGAAAUGGCAUGGUGCUCGGCUGCGCACUACAGGGAGAGAUGCUGGGCAGAUCAAAACGCAGAGCUCGAAAACGUGAAACGCAGAGAAGAAACACUGGGCUGAGACGUGCGCACUACAGGACGAAACGCGCAGCAGAAAUGGAGAAGUGGAACGCGAGCGGGCUGGAGCAAAACACAUGCACUGCAGACGUGAAAUGCUGGGAGCUGGAACGCGAUCCUGGGCUGACUCACGGAUGCUCAAAACGCAGGAAAUCGAGAUGCGAAAUGCAGAACUGGGCUGGGCGAAACACAAAACGCACAAAACGGAGAGGUGAAACGUGGAUCUGUGCUGCGCACUGCAAGGACGCACUCAGGCGGAUAGAAACACACGAAGAGGAGCUCAAAACGCAAAUGCAAACCUGUGCUGAGCUGAGGCAAAACGCAGGAAAUGGAGAUGAAACGCGGACGAGCAGAACGCGAGCUGGGGCUGACUCAAAACGCACAGCAAGGAGAGCGAAACGCAGUGGGCUGAGAGGCAAAAUGCAUAGUAUAAAAAGAAAUUUUUUUGCUGUGCGCCUCUCUCUUUUUUUUCCGGACUUAUUUUCGUUCGGUGGUUCAGUUCUUCCUCUUCAUUUUUAUUUUCAGUUCUUUUCAUUACUUCAUUUCUUUUUAUUCUGUCGGUUUUUGUUAUUCUUAGUUUCGGAUUUCAGCAUACUUGAAAGAUAUAGUUUAUUUUUCAUUCAGCCACUUUCCUUAGAAACAGUAUAUGAUGAUGUUAGAUUUUAA